Molecule: messenger RNA, 882 nt
Organism: Saccharomycodes ludwigii
Lineage: Eukaryota; Fungi; Ascomycota; Saccharomycetes; Saccharomycodales; Saccharomycodaceae
Gene: MRPL13
Product: mitochondrial 54S ribosomal protein mL50 MRPL13
Exons: 1
Coding region: 1-882 (293 amino acids)
Cellular component (GO): mitochondrion
Source: RefSeq, a predicted model, not a curated record
AUGUUCAGUAACCCUCCAAUCAAAAGAGUAAUAUCAAAUGUUAUUGCCACCGCUAACACAUCUCAAAAAAAACAAUUAGCUUUUUCAGUAGCUAGGAAUUUACACACCUCCAGAAUCCAAAAUGAUUUUAUGUCUUGGUUUAGAAAAAAAAAAAAAGAUGACAGUGAAAUUAAAAAAACACAAGCUGUUCCUAGUAAGGAUACAAAAACAUUAAUUAAUGAAAUAGAAACCGGUUCCAUAGAUACUACUACAAAUGGUACUACUAAUAGCAAAUUAUUAAAAUUAGAUUUAGAUUCUCCAAGUAAUUUUAUUGGAUCUUCCACCGGCAGUCCAAUAGAUAAAUCUGAACAUGCCAUUAAGUUAAAGAAUGCACCAUUUAAUCAAUGGCUAAGCCCCACAAAAGUCAAUUCUGAAGCUAAAUUAGAUGAAAUUUUAAAGCAAAGCUUAAAUUAUGCCAAUAGCAAACAACAAGAACAACAACAACAACAACAGGAAGGUGACAAGAAUAAAAAAGCUUUUUCUCCAAUCACCUUGGAAUCCGAAUUCCCAGAUUUAAUAAGCAAGUUUUAUUUUACCAAAUACUUACAAUCUAAGACGGGUGUUUUAAUAUCUGAUAGCAAAAUCACUACAUUGACUACCCCAUUACAAUUCCGUCAAUAUUUUAUAUUUCAAGUGUUAUCUGGUAGGUCAGCGAAAUUCAAUGAAGCUGAACCUUGUGCUAUUGAUUUAUCUAAUAAAGUCUUUAAUUCUAAUAAUGUUUCCAUUAAGAGCAAUGUUACCUCAAAGGAAAAGAGAAUCAACUAUUCUAAUAUUUUAAUGGAUGUUAAGGUUUUAGAAGAUCAUGAAAUUCAAAACGCCAUCCAAGCAGCUAAAAGUAAAUAA